Molecule: messenger RNA, 2434 nt
Organism: Chrysemys picta bellii (western painted turtle)
Lineage: Eukaryota; Metazoa; Chordata; Testudines; Emydidae
Gene: PBX3
Product: PBX homeobox 3
Biological process (GO): brain development; regulation of transcription by RNA polymerase II; animal organ morphogenesis
Cellular component (GO): nucleus
Molecular function (GO): RNA polymerase II cis-regulatory region sequence-specific DNA binding; DNA-binding transcription factor activity, RNA polymerase II-specific
Source: RefSeq, a predicted model, not a curated record
GAGUGGCAUUGGCAGACUGUCAAUCCCUCACCAAAGCGGCCAUCAAACAACAUAAAACACACACAGUCACUGGGCUGCUGGGCUCAUAAAUUCCAGCUGGCUGAUAUUUUUGCACAUUGCUUUGCAGAGAGUGUGUAAUUAAUUUUUUUACAGUUCUUUCCCCUUUAUUUCCGCUCUUUUCUUUGCACAAGUUCAAACUUUUGAUAGCUGCAAUUUUGCCCCCAUUGUACAGACUUGGGAUCAUUUGUUAUUUUUUGGGGGGGAGGGCAAUUAAUUUUUUCAUCUGUGUUUGUGUUUUCUUGGGCUUUUUUUAAUGUUGCAAUUUGGGGAUGGGGGUGUUUGCUUGGUUUGUUGUGGUUUUUGCUGUUUGCCACCCUCCUAACUUUUUAAGGAUUUGAAAGCAAGUUUUUUGUGUUUUUUUUUUUUUAAUUUGUCUUUUUUUUUUGCGAAGAAGAUUUUUUUUGGACAAGUGGAGGAAAGACAUAAAAAGCAACAAUAAAAAUAAAAAAGAAGAAGAGAGAAAGAAAAAAGCUUUGAAGGAAGAUUGUACGAGGGAGAGAAAACUGCAAAGAAACCUCAUCAACUCAUUUAUUCAAGCCACAAAUAUCAUAAUUAUGAUGAAAGAAGAUUGUAACUAAAGAAGGGAGUGAUUUACUGCAUUGGAAAGAAGAGAGUGGAAUAAACAACUGAGAUCCGGUGAAAUACUAAAUACUGAUUUUUUUUUUAAUUUGCGAUAGCAAAAUAACAACAAACAGGAACUGAAAUUGACUACAAGAGAUUUAUUUGCAUUUUCUUUUCUAAGCACAAACCUCCUUCCUCUGAUUGUGAGGCUGUUUUCGCCGUUUCUCCUGCUGCUAUCUCUGAAAGUGCAUUGAUUGGGCUGCGGUAGGAGGUAUGGAUGAUCAGUCCAGGAUGUUGCAGACUCUGGCCGGUGUGAACCUGGCUGGCCACUCGGUGCAGGGGGGGAUGGCUCUGCCUCCUCCCCAUGGACAUGAAGGGGCAGACGGCGACGGCAGAAAGCAGGACAUCGGAGACAUCCUCCAUCAGAUCAUGACCAUCACUGACCAAAGCCUGGAUGAGGCACAAGCAAAAAAGCAUGCACUGAACUGCCACCGAAUGAAGCCUGCUCUGUUCAGUGUCCUGUGUGAAAUCAAAGAGAAAACAGGUUUGAGCAUCCGAGGAGCCCAGGAAGAAGACCCUCCCGACCCCCAGCUAAUGAGACUGGACAAUAUGCUUCUGGCCGAAGGGGUUUCAGGUCCUGAGAAAGGUGGGGGAUCGGCAGCAGCAGCCGCAGCCGCAGCAGCCUCUGGAGGGUCCUCAGAUAACUCUAUCGAACACUCAGAUUACAGAGCCAAAUUGACCCAGAUCAGACAAAUCUAUCACACAGAGUUGGAGAAAUAUGAACAGGCGUGUAACGAAUUCACCACACACGUGAUGAACCUUCUCCGAGAACAGAGUCGGACACGUCCCAUUUCUCCCAAGGAGAUCGAAAGGAUGGUGGGCAUCAUCCAUCGAAAAUUCAGCUCCAUCCAGAUGCAGCUCAAACAAAGCACUUGUGAAGCAGUAAUGAUUCUGAGAUCAAGGUUCCUUGACGCCAGACGGAAAAGGCGUAACUUCAGUAAACAAGCCACAGAAAUCUUGAACGAGUAUUUUUACUCCCACCUCAGUAAUCCCUACCCCAGUGAAGAAGCCAAAGAGGAGCUGGCAAAGAAAUGCAGCAUCACAGUAUCACAGGUAUCCAACUGGUUUGGCAAUAAGAGAAUCAGGUACAAGAAGAAUAUAGGGAAGUUUCAGGAAGAAGCCAAUCUUUACGCUGCAAAAACAGCUGUGACUGCAGCACAUGCCGUGGCAGCAGCUGUCCAGAAUAACCAGACAAACUCCCCCACCACACCAAACUCUGGUUCUUCUGGUUCUUUUAACCUCCCAAAUUCUGGGGACAUGUUCAUGAACAUGCAGAGUCUGAAUGGGGAUUCUUACCAGGGGUCCCAAGUCGGAGCCAAUGUGCAAUCACAGGUGGAUACCCUGCGUCAUGUUAUCAAUCAGACGGGAGGGUACAGUGAUGCCUUGGGAGGAGGUGCACUGUAUAGUCCACACAAUUUAAAUGCUAAUGGAGGCUGGCAGGACGCAACUACUCCAUCUUCUGUGACUUCCCCUACAGAAGGGCCGGGAAGUGUGCACUCUGAUACCUCUAACUAAUCUCCUAGCAACACUUUUUCCCUGAGCUGAGAUGCCUUGAUUAGCGCAUUCAGAGUAACAGGAGAAAAAGAAAGGAAUUUUUUUUGUAGCCAACCACCUACAGCUUUACUGUAAAACCUUGUCUUAUUAGAAAACUUGGUAAAUCUGUUUUUUAAAGGUAUCAUAAUCAUUUGUAUUUAUACUUAACACACAAUGUUAAAAAGCACUUUAUCCAAUUAGGCCAAGAUUUAGCAUUGUU